Molecule: messenger RNA, 458 nt
Organism: Tripterygium wilfordii
Lineage: Eukaryota; Viridiplantae; Streptophyta; Magnoliopsida; Celastrales; Celastraceae
Product: EG45-like domain containing protein
Exons: 3
Coding region: 54-443 (129 amino acids)
Biological process (GO): systemic acquired resistance
Cellular component (GO): apoplast; cell wall
Source: RefSeq, a predicted model, not a curated record
AUAAUCCAACACAAACAUUCAGAAGAAACUAAUUCAGCACCUAAGCAAAGGAAAUGGCCAUGUCAACGAAAGCUUCGGUUCUUCUUGGUCUUGUAGUUGUAGGCCUCAUCUCUGUGGCUUCGGCUGAAACCGGAACCGCCACGUUCUACACAGUAUAUGUUCCAUCGUCAUGUUACGGGUAUGAAGACCAAGGAGUGAUGAUAGCAGCAGCUAGUCCUUCAAUAUUCAACAAUCGCGCUGCAUGUGGAAGAAUGUACAAUUUUAGGUGCACUGGACCUACAAACCAAGGUGUACCCCAGCCUUGCAGAGGCAAUGGUGUGACUGUGAAAAUUGUGGAUCUUUGUCCUGGAUGUCAAGGAAAUUCACUUGAUCUCUCUCAAGAAGCUUUCUCUCAGAUUGCCGACCCGAAUGCCGGAAGGAUCCAGAUUGAAUUCAACAAGUAAGGUCUUAUAAACUAU